Oncorhynchus keta (chum salmon) is the source of this 771-nucleotide messenger RNA. RefSeq lists its product as uncharacterized. The transcript has 8 exons. The record is from RefSeq and is a predicted model, not a curated record. NCBI's taxonomy places the organism in Eukaryota, Metazoa, Chordata, Actinopteri, Salmoniformes, Salmonidae. The coding region runs from base 112 to 759 and encodes 215 amino acids.
GCAUACGAGGAGGUAAAAUAUAUAAUUAAGAAGAAAGGCAACACCGCCACAGUGAUAAAGCAAAGAGAAAAAGCGUGGCAAAGUAUUGCAGACCGCCUGAAUGCAUUAAACAUGAACGGGCCAAAACGGACAUGGCAGCAGGUCAAAAUCAAAUACAAGAACAUUCUGCAGAAUGCAGUGAAAAAGAAUACCCACAGACAAGGCACGGGUGGUGGGUCACCAAAGGCUGACCUUACCCCAGCAGAGGACAUGGCCUUGGAGCUAAAUAAAGGCAGGCCCGUCUUAGAGGGGAUCCCUGGGGGGAAAGAGACGAGCAUAGGUUCCUCCCAAGAUGCCACCCGCUUCAUUCAAGUGUCUGGCAGCACAGUGUUCCUGUUAGAGCCACCAGCACAAGCACCAGACGAUGCUGAUCCAGGUGAAGGCCCCAGUGCAGCAGCAACAGCACAUGAUGGAGACGAUGAUGAUGAUGAGGAGGAGACCAUCUCUCUGGAUUCCAGAAGGCAUGAGGACCCAGAUGCUAUACAGUGGGAAAACCAGCCUGGCAACAUAAGCUCACAAGCUAUCAGAAAGUUGUAUGGCAACCACCUCCGGCGCCAAAUAGAACUGGCAGACAUAGACAUUCAGUACAAGAAGAAAAAGAUGGAAAAUCUUGCACUGGAGUCCGAAAUAAAAAAGAGGACAAUUAGGAAACUGGACCUUGAAAUAAAAAAACUUGAGAGGGAGCUCCAAGAAGAUGACACAGCUCAAAAUAAAAAUUAGGUAUAUGAGCUC